Molecule: messenger RNA, 1876 nt
Organism: Durusdinium trenchii
Lineage: Eukaryota; Dinophyceae; Suessiales; Symbiodiniaceae
Source: the annotation of a GenBank genome assembly
GCCAAAACGCCACCGUCAUCCACCCUCUCUCCGCACGAGUCCGCCAUGUCGAAGCGGAAGCACGAGUCGGAGCCGACGCGCUCUCCGGACCCGCGCGACCCGUUGAGGGACGCGCGCGGAGAGGACCAGGUUCUCCUCCUAGAUGGUGGUUUAGCUACCCACAUCGAGGAGUGUCAUGGCAAUUGAGCCGUUCGUCUUCGCCGUCGAAAUGCAAUUCGUGCCCGAAACGUGGUUGUGACCGAGGUGUCACCCCCAAAUCGAAACGCGCGACUGGCGAGCGAUCGCCACCAAUUGGCUGUGGGCUGUUAGAAGAAUAUAGCUAGCAGCUACCCGCAGUCAUACUCGGUGAUCCAUGCGAAAACUCCUUUGACCUGUUCCGAAUUGGCAGGACAAGAAGGUCACGAGGGUCUCAAGGGUCUCUGCAGGUCACUUUGAUCCGUGCGUGCGCUGGGGCGCGCUAAGAGGGUGUCGACGUUGCCGGCUGGUAUUCUGAGGCACAGAUCGAUGAGCCAAGGAUUCAUGGGCCUUGGGGGAUAAAGGAAACAACACUGGACCCAACCGUGAAAUAGAUGAUGUCAUUUUUGUGGCCUUCUUGUUGGUCCAGUGGUUUCACCACGACCAACAGGAUGUUUGGACUGGUCCAUGCCCCCGUGGAGUCUUCCGGGGUCUUCCGGUACAUGUCUUCAGCAUUUCGGGGUCGACUUGGUUCAGCCGCAUCAAGCCGCGAAAGGACACUUAAUUUUUUUCAAAACAGGGUGGUCCUCACUAGUGUAAGAUGGAUGACACCUUUAAAAGCGUUCAUAUGCAUUCAUCCUCUUAUUGACACAGUGUGUCAGUUCAACAGCUACACUUGCGGUGAAAGGCUUGGCGAGAAGAUCGACCACUCUUUAUGGUCAGCCUUGUGUCUCAUCAAGAACCCUUCGGUGAUCCGCCAGGCGCACGAGGACUUCUACGCCGCCGGCGCCCGGGUGGCGAUCACCGCGUCGUACCAGGCUCACCUCGAUGGCUUCCGAGAGCUGGGCGUGGAGGAGCCUGAGGCCCUCGCGGCCAUGAAGCGAUCGGUGCAGCUGGCGAGGGAAGUGGCGCCGCUGGGAGGCCUGGUGGCCGGCAGCUUGGGCGCCUAUGGCGCCUCGCUUCACAAUGGCGCGGAGUACACCGGCGAGUACCCAGGCAUGGACCGUGCCAAGCUGUUGGAGUGGCACCGCCCCCGGGCCUUGGCGCUGCGCGAGGCGCGCUGCGACCUCUUCGCCUGCGAAACGGUGCCUUGCUUGAUGGAGGCCGAAGCUUUAUCUCAGCUGGUUGCUGAACUGAAGCAUCCUGCCUGGAUCACCUUCUCCUGCAAGUCGCACACUCAAGUGUCCUCCGGCGAGCCGAUCGCCGACUGCGUCCGGGCCGUGGCGGAGAACCCUUGGAUCGUAGGAGCUGGCGUGAACUGCACGCAUCCCAAGUUCGUGAAGAGCUUGGUCGAGAUCUGCCGAGCUCAGCUGCCACCCGAGAAAAGUGUGGUGGUUUAUCCAAACAGUGGCGAGGUUUGGAAUGGCACCAGCCACAGCUGGGAGACUGGCACUGCCACAGCUGACAGCCAGUUUGUGGACAUGGCCCAAGAGUGGUACCGCUCGGGUGCCAGCUGCAUCGGCGGCUGCUGCCGGACCACGCCACGCACCAUCAAGGCAUUGGCCGCUGGCACCUUCACGAGGUGAGUGUGCGGGUACAUGGGAGGCCGCACCAUGCGCUGCUGCCGGCGCAAAGCAGAGGAAAAAGUGCGGGCGCGGAGUGGCUGACAGAGUGGACUAUCGGACAAACAUCUAUAUAUUGGUGUGGCGUGGUUCAAAGAGUCAAAAAGUCUCAAACAACGCAGGAGACCUUGACUUGGAAC